AAUAAAAUUAAAAUUAUUGUUCACAAUAUGUUUUUUUUUUUUAAUUUAAUAUCAAUAAAUAUAUAUUUUAAUUGGAAUAAAAUUUAAUGCAGAAAAAAGUGUAAAAGUAAACGUAUGUAUAUGGUGCAUGUAUAUUAAUGUUUGUGGUUACCGACCAAUAUAUUUUGAAACAUAUGAAAUUUAGUAAUGUUAGUCCAAGUUUUGCUAUCAAUAAGUACCAAGAAUUAUUUGUAAGCAGCUCGUACCCUAUAAAAUUUCAAAUAUAUCUUCAUAUAAACAUACACGAUACACUCAUGUAGCCCCCGCACCAAAGGACAAAAGUCAUGCAAGUGUUGUAGUGAAAACAGCGUUCUUGACUUGAACAAACUUCAAAGCAAGCAACGAUAAGCAUCGAGUUCUCACGAACUUUUAUUGCGAUGGACGAAUGUGGCUGGUCGCUGCACUAUUUCCAUGCCAUAUUAAUCUACCUACGGUACAAAACCUUAUUUUAUGGGAAUUGUUGCUUUUAUUAUUACUAUCGCUACUGUUGCUGGUAUUGUUGCAACUGCAUUUCUGAAGCCGUCAUUAUAGUAUAUAGUAUGUAGCUAUGUAACUCUAAUCCCGACUUGCCCUACAGAGAAGUGAGCAUCUUCACUAAAAGCAAAACUAGAAUGCGCAACCGCCGAUCGCCAAAAAUAUAUACAUAUAUACAUACAUACAUACAUACGUAUGUCUGUAUGUAUUUUUAUUUAUUUCUAUUCGAAAACUGUAGUUCAAGCUUUUUGUGUGUGUUUAUGUAUGCCAACUUUAAGCUGCAGUUAAUCUAAACUUGUGGAGGCGCUGAUGCAGCCGUCGCCAACUAAGUGGACAUCAGCAAAGAACUGCACAUGAAAAGCAGUCGACAUUUAAAGCAAUUAAUGCCAAUUUUCGAUUGGGAUUCAGUGUGUUUUUAUUCUUCAUUCAUUGUUUCGGCCGUUUAAAUCUGUUUCCGCAAAUUAGUGGGAAAAUCGGCUAUGAACAUUUACAUACAUACAUUAAAUGUAUUAAAAAAAGUAUGUAGGUAUUCUAUUUUGCUUAGCUGUGCACUUUAUGCAAAUUCACAGUUUUUAGUGAACCUAUAUACAUACAUAUAGUAUAUAGCCCCAUGGUCACCACAACUCGUUGGUCAAAUUCAAAAUAUCGCUAUCAAACCAAAUAUGAGAGAAAAGAUUCUUUCAGAAAUCAAACUCGACCGUCCAAAUAUAUUUGUGGCUUAAACCAGUAACCAAUAAUAAAUAAUAUGAGAAGACAAUAUGCCCGUCAAUAUAACAUUCAAUUUAUUGCUUUGCAUUAACAGUCUUCAAAAUUGCAUAUAAAAAUCUCGAUAUAUAUUUUCGUUCUAUUCUAACGUAAUAUAUUUUUGCAUUGAAAUAUGUUUUACAGAUAAUUUAAACUCUCAAUUGAGUUAGUGUCCAAGAAACAUUUUCAAUACAUGCAAUAAUGUAUCUAUGUACAUGUGUAUGUUUUGUUUUGAUAAAUAUACAUACAUACAGUACAUCAAGUGCACCGCGCCUUGUGCAGGCACUCAUUAUGUAAUGCCAAAGAAUAUACAUACAUACAUGGAUAUGUACAUAUGUAGAUACGCAUGCAGCUAAGCCACCAUGAAAAAUAUCUGCGCAAUCGCCGACAAUCUGCUCUGUCUGAGAUGUAACAAUCACGUCAUGUAUUCAGUAUCGGAGCCCAUAUGGAAUAGCCGGCAACCUCGUGGCAAGUGACAAGCCCAACAUAUAUACAUAUAACGAGGAGAAAAGAUAAAAAAAUAAAAACAAAACUCCUACACAUCUCGUGUUCACUUAUCCAUAAAUAUGUACAAAUGUUCCAAGCGCACCUGUAUACAUAUAUACGUAUGUAUGUGUACAUACAAGUGUAUGAAUGUUUGUACAAUUGUAGUAAGUUUUGUUUUCGGACGUGAGGUGUUUUGUAAUGGAAAACACUGACACGAAAAACUGACCGGAUCGUGGGAUUAUGCGGCUGAACGAUCGCAGCUAAGGUGGCUGUGACACAAGAUUGUCACCUUAAGUGGAUAUUCAUGACAAUAACUGUCACAAAUUUUUGAUGAGCAAAUGUUUCUGUAUGUAUGCGUUAGUGUAACAGAAAAUACUAGCCAAAGACUCGUUUGAAACUAUUUUGAUUAAUAUCCAAUGGACGUGUGCAUACAUAUGUAGAUCUAAAUUAUUUGUUGUUUGACCACGUUGAAUAUCCGAAACGAAAUAUCCAAUGUGCAGUCGCAUAAUUUGCCCUAUUUUUAAUAAAAAUAUACAAAACUUGCCCAGUUAAAUAAGUAAAUCCGUUACAAAAACACAUGAAUGCUCACAUUGUAUACCCCAGAAUCAACACGCAAUUUUUAUCUUGGUUUAUACCUACAAAUCAUACAAAAACCAGGAUUUCGUUGUAAAUUUUCAGUUAAAAGGCCGGGAACUCUAUUCAAGCUUAUGAGAAAACACGCACAAAUUUUCACACAAAAAAUAUAAAUAAAAAAUUAAAAACCAAAAAAAAAAAUUUGAAUCUUUAUAUUCUAAGCGAUUGCAAAAGCGCGCCAAAAUAAUUUAAUUGAACAACUGCCGUUUUUUGGGUGGUAGAAAAAACUGUGAACACAAAUCAAUAGGAAUUAUCUGCAAAACGGGAAGUUACUUCGUCUUUUGUUAAUUUGGUCUGUAGAUAAUGAGCAAUCAUCCUUUACCUUUUUUUUGCAUUUGCAUUAAUGCAAUCACUUCGCUUUUGAUAGGUGCUCUUAUAAUAGCAAUCACAGAUUGAGCGCAUUUUUUUCUCAGAUGUCCUGGGAAAAUCUUACCCUACCAAAAGAAAAAACCCAUACUACACCAAAAACAAAAAUGAUCAUACAUUUGUGUUUUUGCUAUUUUUUAUAUUUUCCUUCCGCCCUUCCGAGUUUUCUUCCGGGUGUCGCAAACAUACAUUUAUAUGUGUGUAUGUUAGUGCGUUUAUUUCCAAGCCGUGACGGUAGCAGUUUGGUACCAGAGCAAACACUCUCCCGAUAAAAAAAUUAAUAUGAGGACAAAAAUUUGCAUAAAAAAUGCCGUUACAAUACGCCAGCCCUUGGCUUACCUAAGGAUAACGUAAGGAGGACAAUAAGAAUGCACAGGACACGUAAUAAUUUUCGUAGCUCGUCACCAUCCCUCCAUCCCUCUUCCUUCUUGUUAUUCCUUCGCUCGUAAUCAUAUAUCCCGAAAAAAAUUCCGCGCGCGCAUACCCAUAAAAAAUCACACACAAAACUCUACAACCAGCCGGCUUCUAAAGUCUUCCCAUCAUCUUUAAACUCGCCUCGUGUGAUGCAGUGUGAGGGGUGAAAAACCUUUUCCACACCGUAAGAAUGCCCUCUCGUAUUUGUAAUUCUACGUGUGUUUUUCUUGAAGAUGUGGUAAAAAACCGCCACGUAAAAAACAUUGCUCAACAAAACAUUGCUCCAUGUGAUAAACAAGCAACGAAUUUUUCACGAGUUUUACACUUACAUAUAUAAAUGCUUACUUGGAGUGAAACAGUGCCAACGUACGUGGCAUGUAUGUAAGUGUGUGCGUACAUUAUAUUCUAACCCCGACAAUGCUGGGUAUGGAGAUAGUCGGUCGUCAGCCUGCAACCGGAUUUUUUAUCCUUGCGCAACACUCUGCAUUUGUAAGUACCCAUAUGUGUGUGUACCCAUAUUGGCCAUACCAGCGAACCGAUGCUGCUAAGUAUCACAAAAAUGAAAGGGAUAAUGAAAUAUGCUUUUGUUUGACGGAAUUUCAUACAGACAUUAGCAGCAUCCUUUUUCGCUUGUAGCUCAUGUCCACCGUGAACGUAGUCUUCAUGCCCAUGCAUGAUUUCCGCUUGUUCGUUAUUAAUUUCAAAUCUUAAUAAAAAAUCACGGACACAUUUUUUACCUCAAGUUAUUGGGAAGCGCAUGAACAAUCGGUAAGAAGGGAACCGAAAAUCGUUACGCGCAUGCGCGCAUGGUUGGGAUCAUAUUGCACAGUUUUUACAAGUCCAUAUUCACACUGAGAAUCCAAAACUAGGGUGUACUCAAUACAAGUUUGUGCGAAAGUGCAGUAAUGCCGCUAAAUUAAUUUAAAUCUAUUUUAUACACGUAUGUAGGUACAUACGUAUGUAUGAAUGAAGGCACGAAUGCACCACUCGCUGUCUGCUAGAUAAAUGGCAUCAAGCUACUUGAAACUAAGAAGUAUAUGUAUUUAUAUACAUAUGUAUGCAUGUAAGUUUUUUUUUUUUUCAUUUUCUAUAGUACGAGGUGUGUUCAAAAAGUAUCGCGAAUUUUGAAUUUUUGCGGGUUACGUAUAUUCGAAUUUCGAAUUUUUUGUGGCGUUAUGUUGGUACUCAUUCCUCUCACUUAUGCCGACAAGCUCGGCCAUUUUGAAUGUUCAUUUAAUUGUUGACAGCUGCUUUGCUUGCACGUGUUUUGGAUCGUCUUCGAUUUUUACCUAUCAAAAAAAUUGCACCACGAUAACGCCCCUGCUCACACAUCGUUGCUUGUGCGCGACUUUUUGGCCAAAAACAACACACUAAUGAUGCCGCAGCCACUGUAUUCCCCAGAUCUGGCCCCCUGUGACUUUUUCUUGUUCCCUAAACUGAAGAGGCCCAUGAAAGGACGACGUUACGCUUCUCUUGACGAGAUAAAGACGGCAUCGAAGGAGGAGCUGAAGAAGAUAAAAAAAAUGAUUUUUUGAAGUGCUUCGAAGAUUGGAAAAACCGUUGGCACAAAAUAGAUAUUCAUGAAUAAAUAAAUAAUUUUUGAAAAAACACAAAAUUCGCGAUACUUUUUGAACACACCUCGUACAUAUGUACAUCUUCCAAGAUACAAAGUUCUUAUGGCGCACUAUUGGACGAUUCAGACCUUUUAUUGUUGCUUUGAAAAAGUAUUUUCAGUAUACAUACUUGAUACCCGGAUUAACCCAAGCCGCCAAAAUUUAAAAACUGUUUGGAAAAAUGUAAAUAACUGAGACAAAGGACACUUUAAGGACAUUUCUGUAAGGUACCUGUAUAAGUAUAUUAAAUACAAUUACAAUAAACUAUUUAAUUCAGUCAAAAUAUUAUAUACAUAUGUACGACGAAAGCGUUAUUGCCCCUAUAAUAUUUUAAGGAAUCGUUUUUGAGGUUAAUUUUGAAUCUCGAAUAUGAUAAAAAAAAAAUGUUCCUUUAUCUUCUAUAUGACAGAUUCACUUUAAAAUUCGAAAGCAAAGAAGGUUUAUUAGUAUAAUUAGUAGAACGGAUCUUAAAUUAUAGACUAAAUAAAUAGACGCGCAUGCAUAAGUAUGUGUACACAUGUACAGACAUAUGUAUGUAUGUGAGCAAAAACUAUCCAAUAUUAACUAUUACAAUUUAUAAGCUGCACAUUCAAUGAUCAAAAUUAGAAUUGCUUGAUGUAGGAUACAUAUGGAUGGGCUUAUAUAUAAAUACACUGAUAUACUGUAUGCACUAUAUAUGUAUAAAUAUGUAUGUGCUCUCGCUUUCAUCGAACUCAGCGAUCUUUUUCACAAAUAAGCUUGACUUUUAUAAAGAGUUUCUCCGACUUCCUUGAGAAUUGUCGGUGUCGAUAUAGAAUACUUUUGAGCCGAACUUCUGACCACUCUUCGCUCAUCAUCCCUUAAUUCGUAGAUAUGACCGCAGCACACACAUGUAGACUAUGCAGGAUCGUAUCACAGAAAAGAGAUAGCCAGACUCACUCACCCCAGCAGGAUUCUUAUUUGGGCUAUGACGUUUUUUAUUCACUUUUUGUUCAAUACUCACCCUGAUGCAAAGGCACAGAAAUCCCUGUGUCACCGUCAGCAUUACUCUCAACUAGGUGAGCAUCUGGGGGACUAUGCGAGAGUGGACAUAGUCACUUACAAUCAGUUCACUUGAAGAUUCUGCGGAAUCAACAUGCUCGCGACUUUGCACAGCUAAUAUAAUAACUUUGAUACUACGCAGUUUUUUCAAAUCGAAACGCAUAGUGAGCUUUAUAAAUUUUGACAUUGACUUCAAAAUAAAUUCCUACAUUGAAAAAGUUGUGAAAAUAAGGAAUUUCCAAAAUACUAUUUGUGAAAGCCGCACAGUUUUCAAUUUUCAGACAAAAAUUGUGAUUUUUCAUUUGAGAAAACAACGAAUAGAAAUGUGAAACCUUCAAAAUUGCAAGGACAAUAAUAAUGAAGAAAGAUCAAAUAAUUCAAGAAGAAAAGAUGCUGUCAGUUAGUGAAGAUCACGGAUUUCGUUCGAUGAGUCACUCAGAUGCCAUGGAAACAGACCCUUCGGCACAGGAUAUGCUUACAUGUGGAUCCUGCCAAAAGACUUUUGCUCUUUCUGAUAUAGUUAAAUUUAUUCAACAUAAAGUGCUGCAAUGCAAUAAAGAGAACUAUGGACAGUGCUCGACUCAGGCUCCUUCGACCGAUAGGGAUACGGACGAUGGCCGACCUUUAAGUUUAGUCAACAGAAGACCCUCGAUAUCGGCGCCAAUAAUUAGUCGAAAAACUUCUGGAUCCGGAUCACGAAUACAUACGCCGCCUCCAAGCCCUGCGGAUCUUUUAGCUGAUGGCGCGUCCAGUACUCCUAAGCGCUUAGUGGACGAAAAUGAUAACACAACUCCCAGAAAUGAAGGGGCUGUGGAAAAGAGCGCAUCCUUGGAAAAUGCACACAAUAACUUAACCGAGUCGUAUGUAGGAAGUGAUGUAGUAAAAGCAAAUAAUAUUAGAAUAAAGCAGGAGCAAGAGCAAAGUGAUGAAGUGAACAUAAAUAUUGCAUUGCAUGCAAAUGAUUCCAACCAGGACAAUAACGAUGGGCAGCCGUUACCGAAACGCCCUAAAAUCGAAGUGGUUGACGCGGAAUCCAACACAUUACAUACAGAACCCAGCAAUUAUACAUGUUCCACAUGCAAGACUCGUUUCACUUCUGCUUGGCGCUUAAUUCAGCAUGUGCAGCAUUCACAUGAUGUUAAGAUAUAUGUAGAACUCCCCACCUCUCUAUCUCCGAAUUCCGAUUUAGUGUCGGAUCCUGCGUUGUCGAAUUUGCCGCUAUCAGCAUCUGUUCCUGUAUCGGCACAAACUAUAACCUCAGCGAAAUCACCUGCACAGCCCUUAUCGACUUUAUCCUCCGCCGCUUCUUCCUUAUAUCCGCCCAUCAGUCACCAAUCACACAAAACUGAUAACCCGAGUACAAACUGCAACAUUAGUAGCAAUAGUAGCGGCAAUGGAACUAACAACGCCUCUACCGGCAUACCAGCCCCUACUUGUAGUGGUCACUCAAAUUCUGUCCAACAGCAACAUCAACAAAUCCAGCAACAACUGCAACAGCAUCGAGCAGCAGUUGCUGCUGCGGCAGCGGUUGAACAACACAAGCAACAACAACAAAGCAAUCUUACAACAGCAAUGCAAAAUGCCCAAAACUUAGCGGUCGCUGCAGCUGCGGGCAUGCGGCAUCAUACGCUGUUGCCACCGCCUGACAUGCACGCAAAUCCUUUUAAUCUGCUGAGAAUGCCUUUACCACCUUCUUUGGCUCAAAACCCUGUAGUUCCUACUGUCACACCUCUAUUUUCGCGUCCCCAUCCCGACCAUUACAGAAUGGAACAAAUUGUAUCUGAGCAAUUUAGGCAUCAUGGCUUGAAUUUAGCAGCAGCUGCUGUAGCAGCAGCAAGUUCACUCUCCACCCCACACUCUGGAGUUUCUCAAUUUAGUCAAGGUACUAACGGAUCUUCGAACAACCCUAUGGAAUCACGACCUCCUUCAAACAGUAAUAGCCACCGUGGUUCAGCGCCGCCCACACCACUUCCACCUCCAACAAUAAUUCUUCCGCAACAGAAUACCGCCAACCAGGUGGGGUCUCAGACUGGCAUAAAUCUUGAGCCUCAGAUGGAUUUUUACUCGCAGCGAUUGCGUCAGCUUGCAGGAACAACAAGUCCUGGGGCUGGAAAUAUUGUUAACUCGAGCUCGCCGAGUCCACGACAAAAGCAAUCGCCUCAUUUUGCGAGUCCAUCACCAUCCCAGCUACCUCCUACUCCUGUGACAAACAAUACGAGACCACAUUCACUAACUCCUCCACAAAAGAGUGAUUCUAUGAAGCAGGAAAUCGAAAACAUCAAUUCUACGCCUCGAUCAGCUUCUACACCGCCUUCAAAGCCCAGCCAAGAGAAUACUGCUGUAUUUGCUUGUGCGUACUGUGAAAAGAAAUUUAGAUUUGAAAAUAACUUGAUAAUUCAUCAGAGAAUACACACCGGAGAAAAGCCAUACAAAUGCACAGCCUGCGAAUUUGAGUGUUCCCAUAUCAAUAAACUGAUGAAGCAUAUGAGAAUACAUCGUGGCCCAGAAGAUGGCACAAGUAAUGCUGGCUCUAUAGGUUCGAACGAUGCUGGAGAUUCAGAAGCUGACGCCGAUGCUGACGGAGAGGCUGAAGGCGAAGGAGAAACGGAAAUCGAUGGGGAGGAAGAAAACAUUGACGAGGACGGUUUAGAAGAUGACGAGGAGGACGAUAUCGAAGAUGGAGAAGAUAUCGAUUAUGAAGCGGAAGACCUAAGCGUUAGUAAUAGGAUCGAUAUACAAAGUGAAAGUCCAAAAACUACAAGUACUGGUCCUACAUCGCUGGUAGGUGAACUAAUGGACAAAUUUGGUUUGUCCAAUAUAGCACAAUACUCCGAAGCAUACAAGCAAGCAUUGCAGGAGUCUGGAAAAUUCAAAUAUUUAACAAAUAAGGAUAGAGACAAUAACAACUCAAGUAAUUCAGCAAUAUCGCACGUAUCUGAUAAAUUGAAUGGCUUCCCAACUGCAUUACGCCUCCGGGAUGAGCUAUCUAAGAACAUUUUUCAGCAAUCACCUCAAUCUGAUGGCCAGAAUCAAGUACCCCUAUUCAACCCAUUUCAAAACCCAUUCGAACUAUCUAAACGAGUUAAAAUGGAUGGCAAUGACUGGUGGAAUAUGUCAGCUCUGCAUCGGAAUGAUUCGAUUUUCGAGAAUCUCAAAAUGAAACCAUUGGGUCUUGGCACUGCUAACUCAAUGCUUCACAAUCAAAUGUUAAAAAAAGAUAAUCGGCAACGUAAUGACACUUGUGAAUUCUGUGGUAAAGUUUUUAAAAACUGCUCUAACCUCACCGUUCACCGCCGAAGUCAUACGGGAGAAAAACCAUACAAGUGUGAAUUGUGUUCCUAUGCCUGCGCGCAAAGUUCAAAAUUAACCCGCCACAUGAAAACGCAUGGACGCACUGGUAAAGACGUUUACCGUUGUCGUUUCUGUGAUAUGCCUUUUAGUGUUCCGUCAACACUGGAAAAGCACAUGCGCAAAUGUGUUGUCAAUCAGGGUAAAGCAGCAGCAGCCGCAGCAAACGCUGCAAACGCUGUGGCAGCAGCACAAGCGGCAGCUGCGGCUCAACAUCUCCAAUCACAAUUACCAGCGCAAUUAUCACCUGCAAGCUCACUCUCAUCCUUUCCAUCCCAAUACGUUGGCAUCACUGGCAGCAAUACUGGCAACAAUAUCUCACUGCCCGGUAGUAUUAGUGGCGAUAACGAUACCAAUCUGCCCACAAAUCUACCAACACAUCAUAUCUCAUUAAAGGAAGAGGCAUGACUUUUUCCUCCUUGGAUUGGGAACACAAGCAGCGGUCCGGAUAACUCUAUAAAUUAUAGUCCUCAUCGCCAGCACAUACCAUCACGAUUAUUGCCACCCCUGCCACCACCACAUCAGCAUCAACAUCUUCCAUUCGAUUCCCACCUU
Bactrocera dorsalis (oriental fruit fly) is the source of this 9692-nucleotide messenger RNA. It is a transcript of the gene Cph, whose product is annotated as B-cell lymphoma/leukemia 11A. Gene Ontology annotation, biological process: regulation of transcription by RNA polymerase II. Lineage: Eukaryota; Metazoa; Arthropoda; Insecta; Diptera; Tephritidae. The record is from RefSeq and is a predicted model, not a curated record. Gene Ontology annotation, cellular component: nucleus. Bases 6147 to 9545 code for a protein of 1132 amino acids. The transcript has 5 exons. Gene Ontology annotation, molecular function: RNA polymerase II cis-regulatory region sequence-specific DNA binding; DNA-binding transcription factor activity.